Saccostrea cuccullata (small rock oyster) is the source of this 5493-nucleotide messenger RNA. RefSeq lists its product as uncharacterized. Gene Ontology annotation, molecular function: zinc ion binding; nucleic acid binding. Gene Ontology annotation, biological process: DNA integration. The transcript is spliced from 4 exons. The coding region runs from base 1 to 5493 and encodes 1830 amino acids. Lineage: Eukaryota; Metazoa; Mollusca; Bivalvia; Ostreida; Ostreidae. The record is from RefSeq and is a predicted model, not a curated record.
AUGUCAAAGGUUGAUGACAAAACGACCCCGGAUGGUACAACGCCUGAUGUUACGGAUACAGCUAAUGGUUCAACAUCCAACGAAAACUAUGAUACAACGAUGAAUAACGAAAAUAACGAACCAGUGAAUAAUGAGACACAACAAACGACAAACAAAGACACUUUACUUGUGGGACAGAGGAAGUCUGAACGGGUACAUAAACCCACCGACCGAAUGUUAGAUUACAUGGACCAGGAGUCUAAGAGACGUGAAAAGAGGAUUCAAUUGUGCUUCGAUCGAUGGAAGUUCAAGGUCAGAGAGUGUAGACAAAAUGUGAAAAUAGAGUCCAGUGAAGAAGAUCUUGGAAACAUGUUAGACGAAAUAUUAAAGCUGGAAAGAGAGGUCAUAGAGGCUUUUGAACAUUUGCAUGUAGCAACCAAAAGGGUACAACUGGAGUCGAUAAAGAAAGAAGAGGAACAGCAAACAAAGUUUGAAGCACUGCAAGAGCAACAACGAAAACUACUAGAAACUCAGCAGCGGGAAGUGAGAAAAUUGCAAGCAGAGAAAUCAGUUGCAAUGGCAGAAGCAAGACUCAAGGCCUACUCGGAUUUGAUGCAGGGGGAUGUGAACAUUGCUGCAGCCACAAGCAGACGUCAAACUGAACAUGACACUUCCUUUAGAAGCCGUCCAACUGACCCCCCGGCUGUUCCGACUAUUGUUAGCCACCCUUUGUUUACACCAGUCGUCACGUCUACUACUCAUCCUACCGUUACACACACUGGGAGGUCUACUUAUACUCCGUUCAACCCACCUACUAACAACGCUACAGUCAACUCGAACAGCACCACAAACGAUGAUUCUACAACAAGUAUCUUAGCAAAGGUGUUUGCGGACUCAGUGAACCUUAAUAGACUACCUAUACCUGAGCCGUCAGUGUUCACAGGAGAUCCACUUCGAUUCGUAGAAUGGAAGACAGCCUUUCAUGCAUUGAUAGAACUGGAAGCAGCUCUGCAUGCCAGACAAGUCCUGCAGGACAGAUACGGACACCCAUUUGUUAUGCAGAAGGCAUUUAGGAAGAGACUAGAGAAUUGGCCUAAAAUCACAGAAGGGAAUUCAAAGGCUCUCAGAGAUUUUGGAGACUUUCUGCAAGCCUGUCGAGAUGCAACGCCUCAGGUUCCAAGCCUUAAAAUUCUGGACGACUGCUCUGAAAAUCAGAAACUAUUAAGCAAACUUCCUAAUUGGGCUGCACUGCGUUGGAAUCGUCAAGUUCAAGAAACUAUUGACUCUACUGGUGAAUAUCCAUUAUUCUCCAAGUUUGUGGACUUCGUUGUAAAGGAGGCUCGCAUUGCUUGUAAUCCAGUCUCGUCAAUCUAUGCGCUCAAGGACACUGACACUAAACCUGCCAGAGAGCACAAAAACUCGAGUCACAAAGCAAAUGUCCUCGCAACGAAUUCAACUCAUCAGCACAAUGCAACGGGAACUGACAUGAGACCCAACUUAUGUGAUUAUUGUGAGAAAGAAGGACAUCCCUUGUUCAAGUGUGAGAAAUUUAUUAACUUGUCUAUUGAGGAUAAACGAGUGGUAGUGCGUAAGAAAAACCUGUGCUUUGGAUGUCUACGCAAGGGCCACAGAAACAAGGACUGCAAGAAGAAGCAUACGUGUGGUAUCUGCAAGGGAAAACACCCAACCUGCAUGCAUGAAGAUGAAUCACCAACAAGAAAGCAACAAUUAGAGGUCAAGGAAGCCAGUUCCUUUCGUGUGAGCAGAGGAUAUGGUCACAGCACCUCCAUGAUCGUUCCAGUGUGGCUUUCUGUUCAGGAGAACCCCUCGCACGAGAUAUUGACAUAUGCUCUCUUAGACACACAAAGUGACACUACCUUUGUGCUAGACGAAACGGCUGCUGCCUUGCAUGUGAAUAGACAACCAACACGUCUCAGCUUCUCUACCAUGACCUCACAGCACACUAUCAUUAACAGUUUCCGUAUACAGAACCUGAGAGAGCUUAGCAACGAACUACCACCUCUUCAGUCAUGUGAAGUUGGACUCUUGAUUGGAUACAAUUGUCCUCAAGCUCUUGUACCAAAAAGAACUCUAACAGGAAACGAGAACCAGCCAUAUGGCAUCCAGACACUGCUUGGUUGGAGCGUGGUUGGAUACACAGAUCACACAGACUCGGACGUUACUGUUGUUUGUCACAGAACUUCAGUGAAGGAGCUGCAUAGCUGUACACCCAGGGAUGUCAUAAAAACUUUGGAGAAAGACUUUGCUCAUGACAAGAAUGAAGAUAUCAAGAUAUCUCAAGAUGACAUCGCCUUCCUUAACUUCAUGAAAGAAAACAUACAGCAGCAUGAGGAUAAGCAUUUGGAAAUGCCUCUGCCAUUCAAGGAGCGACCCUCCCUGCCCAACAACAAGUCACUUGCAUUGAUCCGCUUAAAUCAUCUGAAACGAAAACUUAAAAGAGACCAGACAUAUCAAGAACAUUACAAGACUUUCAUGAGAGAAGUAUUGGAGAGAGGAGACGCCGAACCAGUAUCGUCAGAUGGUGUCAGUGGAAAUACAUGGUAUAUCCCACAUCAUGGUGUUUAUCACCCGAAAAAACCUGGAAAGCUUAGAGUAGUUUUUGACUGUUCAGCAAGAUUCAAAGAGGCUUCAUUAAAUGAAUACCUACUGACUGGUCCGGAUUUAACAAAUGCCUUGACUGGGGUUCUAUGCAGAUUCAGACAACACCCUGUGGCUGUCAUGUGUGAUGUGGAGAAGAUGUUCCACCAGUUUGUUGUACAUGAAGCAGACCGAGACUUCUUACGAUUCCUAUGGUGGGAGGAUGGAAACUUGGAUGCAGAACCCAAGGAAUAUCGUAUGAGAGUACACCUGUUUGGAGCGGCUUCCUCCCCAGGAUGUGCUAAUUAUGGACUCAAGUUCUUAGCCAAAAGCCAAGAAGAGCAACUUCAAGCUGCAUCAUUCUUUGUGCAGAAUAAUUUCUAUGUGGAUGACGGACUCACCAGUGUUGAGACGGAAGAAGAAGCUAUCAAGUUGAUACAAGAUGCACAGAUUCUGUGUGCCAAUGGUGGAUUGCGUCUACACAAAUUUAUUUCCAACAACAAGAACGUAAUAAAUUCUGUUGCUGAAUCAGAGAGAGCGGCAGAUGUUAAAGACUUAGACCUUUCACAUGAACAAUUACCUAUGGAACAAGCACUUGGUAUAAAGUGGAACAUUGAAGAGGAUGCAUUUUGCUUCAAAGCUGUCGACCAGAAUGCAUCUCCUACUAGGCGCAGUAUGCUAUCCAUUGUAGCAUCAAUAUUCGACCCAUUGGGAUUUCUCUCCCCUUUCACACUGACUGGGAAACGAAUACUGCAGGAGAUAUGUCAAGGUAACAUAGGAUGGAAUGACCCUCUACCCGCAGACAGACUACUUGAAUGGGAAGCUUGGAUCAAAGAUCUACAGAACCUUGAUCUCAUCAAAGUCCCAAGAUGCCUCAUACCAAGUGAUUUUGGCAAACCGAUAACCUUUGAGCUGCAUCAUUUCUCGGACGCAAGCACAAAUGGCUAUGGACAGUGUUCUUACCUUAGAGUUGUAAAGGGAACUAAGGUACAUUGUGCUUUAGUUAUUGCAAAGGCAAGAGUAGCACCUCUAAAGGUUGUAACGAUACCUCGCUUGGAAUUGACAGCUGCAGUAUUGUCAGUGAAGGUCAGUUUAUUUCUGAAGAGGGAGCUGAAUCUACCUAUCAACAGAGAGUACUUUUGGACAGACUCUAAAGUGGUGCUUGGCUACAUCAACAACGAGGCUCGCAGGUUCCACGUAUUUGUUGCAAACCGUGUACAGAUGAUAAGAGAUGCAACAAAACCUCAUCAGUGGCUAUACAUUGAAUCUGCCAGCAACCCAGCCGAUCAUGCCUCGCGUGGACUGCGUGCAUCUGAAGUUAAUGAUUCUUCAUGGUUGACCGGCCCUCCAUUACUAUGGCAGUCCAUCAUUGAAAGCAAAGGUGUUGAAACAGAGUUGCAACUUGGAGACCCUGAAGUAAGAUCUGCAAGAACUCUAUGCACCAAAUCAAAGGCUCAUUCUAGUAUCCUUGACAUUCUGUCUCGAUUCUCAUCUUGGACCAAAAUGAUAUCCUUCAUCGCCAGAAUGCAGAGACUCGCCAAUGGUGUCAAGGGAACCUAUCCACCAAAUCCGAAUGAAAGACUUCAAGCAGAACAAACUAUCAUCAAGCAGGUUCAACAUGAAACCUUUCAAGAUGCUAUCAGCGCUCUCGAGAAAUCUGAAGGGCUACCAAAGUCUAACUCCCUGAAACCCCUAGAGCCAAUUCUACAAGAUGGGAUACUUCGAGUCGGAGGCCGACUGAGGAAGGCAACCCUGUCUGCUGCUUACAAGAACCCAAUAAUCUUACCCAGAAAUGGUCAUAUCACGCACUUGAUUCUUUCACAUGCUCACAAGGAAACCUUUCAUCAAGGAAGAGGAAUUACCCUGAACAAGCUCCGGUCUCUUGGUUAUUGGAUUGUAGGAGGAAGUAAGACAGUAGCCAGCUACAUACGUCAGUGCGUUAUAUGCAGGAAGUUGAGACGACCGACAGAGACACAGAGAAUGGCAGACUUGCCCAAGGAGCGUAUGGAACCAUCUCUGCCUUUCACAUACUGCGGUAUGGACUGUUUCGGCCCAUUUAUUGUGAAACAGGGACGAAAGGAAAUAAAACGAUAUGGGUUACUAUUUACCUGCAUGUGCUCUCGUGCUAUCCACAUUGAGAUGUUAGAUGACAUGUCUACUGAUGCGUUUAUCAAUGGUUUGCGCUGUUUUAUCGCCAUUAGAGGAACCGUGAGACAGUUGCGCUCGGACCAAGGAACCAAUUUCAUUGGAGCUAAGAAUGAGUUCCAGAAAGCACUUAACAAGGAAAGAAUAUGCUCAUUCCUGGCAGAGAAACACUGUGAAUUUGUGUUUAACGCGCCCAGUGCUAGUCAUACAGGAGGUGUGUGGGAACGUCAAAUAAGAACCGUCCGUAACAUACUCAACGCCAUACUAUUACUUUGUCCUGGAAGGCUAGAUGAUUCCUCGCUGAGAACCAUAUUCUAUGAAGCGAUGUCUAUUGUAAACGGUCGCCCACUAACGGUUAGUGAGAUAGACAACCCAGACUCACUGGAGCCGCUUACUCCGAACCACAUCUUAACUGGGAAGACCACUUCUCCCCUUCCCCCUCCUGGAGAGUUCGUGAAGGAAGACAUGUAUGUCCGUAAACGUUGGAGACGUGUACAGUACCUUAUGGAACAAUUUUGGUCCCGUUGGAGACAUGAGUACUUGGCUCAGAUCACCUUACGACAGAAGUGGCAUGGAGUUCGUCGGAACAUCAAGGAAGGUGACAUUGUUCUGGUGAAGGACGUUGACCUGCCACGCAACCAAUGGCCUCUCGGUAGAGUUGUCGAAGCCAACCCAGAUGAUGAUGGUCUUGUACGGAGAGUCAAGGUGAAAAUGCAGUCUGGAGUCCUGGAGAGAACAGUUCACAAGCUUGUGCUACUCAUUGCAAAUUAA